Molecule: messenger RNA, 2969 nt
Organism: Periophthalmus magnuspinnatus
Lineage: Eukaryota; Metazoa; Chordata; Actinopteri; Gobiiformes; Gobiidae
Gene: pink1
Product: PTEN induced kinase 1
Exons: 8
Coding region: 148-1881 (577 amino acids)
Biological process (GO): regulation of apoptotic process; protein phosphorylation; positive regulation of mitochondrial fission
Cellular component (GO): mitochondrion
Molecular function (GO): ATP binding; protein serine/threonine kinase activity
Source: RefSeq, a predicted model, not a curated record
ACGUCGCUCUGUUUCCUGUGACCAUGUGACACUUCUGCGCAUGCUCUGUAGCAGAAGUUCGCUCUGUAGUUUGUAAACAACGCACUGACACGGGUGGAGGUAUAAGUCGGCUCAAAUUUGCGGCCAAGUUACCUUUUGAGGUAAAUUAUGUCCGUGAAACACGCGCUGAGCCGCGGCCUGGAGCUGGGCCGGUCCUUCUUCCAGCUGGGCCUGCUUAAAUCCGGCGGUCGUGUCGCAGCGAAGCUCCGAGCUGAGCGCCUCCGCGGGGCAGCAGGCCCGUCCGUGCGCUGCGCUCAGCCUCAGGCUUUCCUGCCACAUCGGUACCGCUAUUACCGCACAUCACUGCGGGGCCUGGCUGCACAGCUCCAGGCCGCCGGCUUCAGGAGGUUCGGCGGAGGCUCUGCGCGGAACAGAGCCGUGUUCCUCGCGUUUGGACUCGGCGUGGGGCUGAUCGAACAACAGCUGGAGGAGGACAGGAAGAGUGCAGCCACCUGCCACGAGAUACAGGCUGUAUUCCGAAAGAAACGAUUUGAGCCUCCAUUAAAACCUCUGAACCUCUCCGGGUACAAACUGGAUGAUUACCUCAUCGGAAAUCAGAUCGGAAAAGGCUCAAACGCAGCAGUGUAUGAGGCGGCUGCACGCUUCGCCCCUCUCCAUCCGACUAACACCACAAAGACCCCUCUGGUGGAGCUAGAAGAAAAGGAGGAAAAACAUGGCCGCCGCUCCAUAUCCUGCUGCUCUCUGAGAAACUUCCCUUUGGCCAUUAAAAUGAUGUGGAACUUUGGGGCCGGAUCUUCAAGUGAAGCCAUUUUGAAGUCCAUGUCUCAGGAGUUGGUGCCUGCUGCUCCGACGGCUGUGAAGCAGGAGAUUGAGCACUUAAGCCUGGAAGGAAAAUUUGGAGUGGUGCCCAGAAGAGUGACAGCGCACCCUAAUGUGGUUCAGGUGUAUCGCGCCUUCACUGCAGACGUCCCUCUGCUGCCUGGAGCUCAGGAGGAGUAUCCUGCUGUUCUGCCUAUCAGGCUCAACCCACACGGCCUCGGCAACAACCGCACACUCUUUUUAGUCAUGAAGAAUUACCCGUUCACUCUGAGGCAGUAUCUGGAGGUGUGUACUCCCAGUCGCAGACACAGUUCUCUGAUGCUUCUCCAGCUGCUUGAGGGAGUGGACCAUCUGUGCAGAGAGGGAGUGGCUCACCGUGACCUCAAGUCUGACAAUGUCCUGCUCGAGUUUGAUUCUGAUGGCUGUCCAAGACUGGUGAUCUCUGACUUUGGAUGCUGUUUGACCCAGAGGGACACAAGUCUCCAGCUGCCAUUCAACAGUGUGUGGGUUAACAGAGGAGGAAAUGCAUCGCUUAUGGCUCCAGAGGUUGCCACUGCAGUCCCUGGUCCUGCUGCAGUGAUAGACUACAGUAAGGCUGAUGCUUGGGCGGUGGGAGCGAUGGCGUAUGAGAUCUGUGGUCAACCCAACCCCUUCUACAGAGCUGUGGGCCUGGAGAGCCGAAAAUACCAUGAGUACGAUCUGCCCCUGCUGCCCCCUACUGUCCCAGCCGAGGUGGAUCUAGUGACACGACUGCUGCUCAGAAGAAACCCACAGAAGCGUCCCAGUGCUCGCGUAGCCGCUAACAUGCUGCACCUGAGCCUGUGGGGGAGGAGAGCUCUGUCUGUUCAGGGCAGUGAGGCCACGAGGAGGCUGGUGGACUGGCUCCUGUGUCAGUCUGCUGUAGUUCUCCUCCGAGGCUGUAGGGGGCCCAGAGGCAGUACUGUGGAGGCCGAACUGCAGAGGAGCUUCCUGUCUAACCUGGAACUGGAGGAGCUGCGUACGGCAGUGGGUUUCCUCCUCUAUGGACAAAACAACCAGGACCUGUGUGUUAUGUCGGCUUAAGUACAAUGUAUCACUGCGAAUAAGGAUAUUUACAUGAGUGAUGAGUUCAUAUUAUUGACCCCGAUUUGAAAAGUUCUGAGUACUUGGAUUGCGUAUGAGUUAGGCCUAUAUUAUUUGAUUUUGCGUACUUUUCUAGUGGAGGUGCCACAUCUUUUUGUCUCGUUGAAGAUGUCUUCGCUGUACCUGGAAUGUUCCACAGUAUGACAUUUAACUUAUCUGACAUCUAACAUCUCACAUUUGAUUAAUUUACUGGUGUUUUUAUUGUGAGCAGGUUCACCUUUCCACAGAUUUUAACUGUAACUUUGCAAGGUGGGAUCACUGUCUUGUCUCCAUGGAGAUUCCAGGCAAAAACCAUGACAUUUUCUUGGAGGCAGCAGGUGGAGGUGGCAGGACACUCCAUCUGAAAAAUUUUGUUGUACAACUUUAAAGUGAUAAUAAAAGCUGAAGUGAAAUCUGUCAAUUGGACAAAAUCCAGUUGACAGAUUUAACUUUGGCUUUUACUAUGAAUCAGACCAGGACUGAGGGAUUACACAGACAUUUAAAGUGAUGAAAGAAAACUAAUAAAAAGUUCUCCAAAAGGACUUGUAUAGUAAAUAAAUAUAUGUUCUUCAAAUAUAAACUAGCCAAAUAAAAAUUCAAACUUAUCAGAUAGAAGUGUACUCAUGUAAAUAUUCAUUAUUCUUGUUUCUUGUGGGGCACUCUUACAUCAGACACUAUGUCAAUGAAAUAUAUUUAAUUAACCAUUUAAAUCUGGGUAUUUAAACACUACUGUUAGUAUUCAUCAAUAUACUUCAUCUGUACAGCUACUGCCAAUAGAAUCUGAAAAAAGCUAAAAAUGCAUGGGUUUUUGCUCCUGUAGUUUGCACUUUAUGUCAUUUGCACUUUUUGUGGCUACUUCUUUAAUUGUUUUGUGAUUUUAAGUGAGUUACAAAAUACAUAAGUACUUUAUUUAAAUUAAUACUUGACUAUAACACAGUAAGCAGGUGUAUGUGAGCACUUGGUUGGUUUUCUUCACUUUGAUUGAGAAAUAUUUUUUGGAAAGAUGAUAUUUAGGUAUGUUUAUAAAUAAAUGCACGUGAACUACCUGC